AUGGCCGAGCAAUUAGCUGCAUGUGCUCAAGAGCUCUUUGAGGGUCAACAAGGCAGUGAAGCGCAGCACAGUGCUAAUGCAUGGCUCAUGCAAUUCCAAUUUCAUGAGGAGGCAUGGCACGCUGCAUUACAGCUACUGCAACAGCCUGUGUACGACCCAAUUACACAUCGUCCACUGGCCGCCCCACAGCUUGUGGCCAUGCAGAUCCUUCGACUAAAGACACAAUGCGAAUGGACGUGUAUUAGUACACAGCAGCAGCAAAUUGUACGGCAGACGGUGUUAAAGCUACUGGAGAUGACGUGUGGAACAGAAAAUGGCCUUUCUCCAGUAAGUCGCCGCAUUGCCUGUGUGACGUUAGCAGAUAUUGUAGUCAAAUCGUGCAGGAAUUGGACAAGCUGGAAAAGUGACGUUCAGCGGCUUGUGGAUGUGGGCACUGCCGCUCAAAGACAGCAGAAAGGAGCUGCUAUGUUGGCCGAUGUUCUUGGAGCCAUUCCACUACAGAUCUUGGCGUCAGAGAGUGCGUGGACUGCACAGGAAAUGCAGCAGAUGCUGGAAAUAUUUCAGGUAGAAGGAGACAACGUCAUGACUGUGGUACAAAUGAUUUUGACUAGCAUACCGGAUGAGAGGAUCAGCGCUUUACGCUGCCUAGAAAGCUGGAUUGUGGGCUGUGUUCCAACUCACGAAGCGUUUGGUUUGAAUGCAUCGCAUCUUUUUGCUCGUGGACUGCUGGACGAGCUGUUCAAUGCAGCCAUUAGCGACAACGAAGAACUGGCACAUCUGGCUGCAGGGAUUAUUGCAGAUUCGUUUGCGCGGAAUGCGUCCGCUGUUGGGUCUGAGAAUAUGACUAAGGCGGUACUUCGCUCCGGAUACCGUUUGGUUGAAGCAAUACCCCUAUUUCAGUCGGAUAUGCAGUUCCCCACGGGGAACAUAAUGACAAAGGAGCAGCAGACGAACGUUUGCAGGGGUAUGUCACGCAUCGCUUGUUCUCUAGCAAUGAAUCACGCGUCUGUGUUGUUCUUGAGUCAGACAGUAGGCACACAAGCAUCCUUGGACAGCCUCGCAUCUAAGCAGCAACAGCGGUUUUCCUACACCUUUUUGGAACUGCUUCUAGCCUGCUCAUCUUAUGAUGACAUUGAUGUGGCACAACCUACGUUGGAAAUCUGGUUCUUUUUUCUUGAAGACAGUCCAUCACAGAAUGAGAUGUCAUGGCAGAUUUUUUUAGACACCACGGGGCUGGAUUAUGUGGUCAGUGUGCUUACACGUUUAGUAAAUGCGCUUAUUGAGCGAUGCAAGUACCCGCAGUGGUUUAUUGACAGACACCAAAUCGUAAGCGACGAUCCUGAAAUUGAGGCGAUUGCGGACUUUCGCAGAGAAAUUGCCGACACUGUGCUAAGUCUAUUUUCUAAGUGGCCAAGGGGCCACGGGGAGCCUGCUGGAGACUAUGCGUCGUGUGUAAAGGACAUGUGCCAAAUGCUAUCAGAUUGCAAGGACGUUGCAUUGAUUGAUGCGCUUUUUUUCUUGCUCUCGCACACGGUUGAAUUGUUCGAUGCUAUAUCGUCAGAUUCGGGAUCUGAAAACGACUCUAAUUCCUGUCAGAUUCCUAUAUCAAGUGGGAUUGACGUUCUGGUGGGAGUGUUCGACUACGCUCUCAACCUGCCCAUGCACCUUUUAGUAUCAAACGGUGUUGCACGGUAUCUACGAUCACUGGGUGCCUCACAUGCAUUACCUCCAAGCGUAUACCUUCGCGCUUCGAUGAUCAUUUGCCAAGGACUUCACUGCGCGUCGUCCUUCCCAGUGGCGAUCCAAUCGUUGCUGCAUAGUAGCUCCUCUAUUGCCAAGUGUACUACUAUCGAAGAAAGAGCCCCGUUGCUUCAAGCGCUGCUCCAAUUUAGCACAACGUUUCAGACUAUAACUUCUCAAAAUAGUAAAGGUGACCUACUAGAGGUGACAUUCCGGAUCGCACGUGGCUUAUCGGAUGCAGAUUUUGGCACUUUAUGCUCAUCAAUUUUGUCAAACCUAACGGUUCGUGUUCAAAGCACAAAUUCGAUCGAGGCGUCCAGUGUCGUGUACAUGUUGGGUCGAGCUUUUGGGGGUAUUCAAGACGAUCAUGGGUUUGUCUUGAUUGAGCAGCUGUGGCCUCUUGUAAAAGCUUCUCUCUUGCAGCACAGGAUGGACGGUACAUGUCGACGCGAAGGAGCUCGUUUUUUUCUAAACGCGAUUCCACACUUGCCGAAGGAGGCUCCCCAUCCUAUUGAAGUGGAAAUGCUUGAAAUGUGUCUUUGGUGGUAUGGAGGAGAUAUUGCUCCUGACAUCCUCACGUGUUGCUCCCGAAUAAUCUUGCGACAGCGGGGCAAUGUCAGCAUGCAGUCUUCAGCUGAGCACGCAUUCGAGCAACUUCUUGCUGGUUUUCGCAAAAAGCUGUACGAUGUUGCUGGAACCGAAAGUGGUGCACUCUCAAUGGAGAGUUUCCUGUCCCAGCGCCAUGAAGCAGAAAAGAUGAUUCCCGAAGUUCAGCAGUUCCUAGAGCUCGCGCGGGAGGUUUUGAGCUCUUUUCCACAAGCUUUGCUGCGAAAUCGUUCAAACGGAGAGCCAAGUCUAUAUUGGAUUUGCGUGGAUUUGGCAACAAGACUUAUGAAAGUGGAUCACCAGAUGCAGGAAAUAUGUGAUGCUGCGUGCGAUUUCCUCUUGAGCGCCAUGCGAUGUCAACCAGAGCAAAUUCUGGUCAGGAUAAACAUUUUUGCCGUAGACGUUGUUCGUGCUGUCCUGGUCUUUUUGGGCCCCAAACGACAACAUUAUUGCGCACGACAUCUAUGGGAUUUUCUGUUUCAGUGUCUGCACGCAUCACAAAUAUCGACACAAAUUCGAGAUGGUUUUCUUUCCGCUGUGUCCACUGUAGUAAGCGAGGAAGGUGUUCUUCGCUCUCUCUUUUCUGCAGAUGUCUGUCAGCAAAUUCCGGGAGAGCUGCGAGUGCGAUGCCAACGACAUCGUUUUCGACUGUACUUCACCCGGUUGGCUCACCUUGCGGAAGCGGCCUACUCGUAA
Molecule: messenger RNA, 3042 nt
Organism: Peronospora belbahrii
Lineage: Eukaryota; Oomycota; Peronosporomycetes; Peronosporales; Peronosporaceae
Source: the annotation of a GenBank genome assembly